UGGUAUCUCCCUUUCUCUCUUCAAGGUCACAAGAUUUCCCUCAGCCCAGUGGUUGUGCAACUUUGGGGGAGGAGGCAAUGGGGCUCUAGGACUAAACAAUGCGCGUCUGCUCAACACCCAGAUCAGUCUUAGGCGGCCAAAAUUCACUUUUGCUCUCUUCAGCUGAGAGACCCAAGACUCAUGGCAGAGGGAACAAGACCACCAGGUGCCUAGUCCUUCUAAUCCUGUCGUCCCACACUACAGCCUGAUUAUCAGGCCCCAGAGGUUGCCUGGCCAAUUAAAGAGAGGUUCACUAGAGCGGUUCUAAAAAGGUUUCACAAAAGGAGCAAAACCUGAAGGGAGGUGAAGGACGACCUAGGAAAAGGAAGCAAGUUCUGUGUCACGGAGGCCCAAGGGCCAGGGGCUUAGGCUGUGGGUUGAGGGGAUUGUCUGAGACGGACUUAAACCUGCACCAGCUCCAGAGCCCUGCGGAAACAGAGAUCGGUCCCCUCUGGCGUCUAGGUAAGGCCCACCCUCCCAGACCGCAGAGCCAGGAUCCGACGGCAGCCUCUCCGGACCAAUCACAACCUUCCUUCAUCAAGGAGGCGGGGUCAGGGGGGGCUGACUUUUUCUUGUCUCCGCCCCUUUAGUCGAAGUAACCAAUUUCAAUGCGCCUAGGGGAAGUAAACGCAAUGGGAGUAACCAAUGACGCCAUGAAGCUUCUCGUGCGUGCUUGACCCUGCCUCUCCAGCUGCGACAAAGAUGGCGCGCGGGCUCUUGGGUUCUGUAGUUUUCUCGCGAUCCAAAAGGCUCCGUGCCCAAGUGAGUCCUUACCGCCUCCCUACCCAGCGGCUUCCCCUCCGCUAGUACGCAUGUCCACAGCCUCACGGCCCGGGAGAGAGGGGGCGCGGAAGGAAGGAGGCGUGACGGUAUUACAAACGAAAAAAUACGGCCUUCUCGAGAAGCGACGGCGGAGGGCCCGCUCCUCCCAGAAGGCGGUGCAGCCUGCCCGGGCGAGCCACGCAGAGGGUUGUGGGGCGGAUAGCUCCUCUCCAGAUGGAGGCUCAUGAAGUAGGGUGGGCGGGGGACUCCAUAUCCCAGCGUGCCCCGCGGCGGGCCCUACCGGCCGCGACUCCGGGCUUGGCCCCGGCCCUAGCUCGUCGGCUGUGUACUGGGGCGCGUGGAGGCUGCAGUCACGGUGGCGCCCGCGGGGACGGAGGAGGGAAUGAGUGAAGAGGAGCAAGGCUCCGGCACUACCACGAGCUGCGGGCUGCCUAGUAUAGAGCAAAUGCUGGCCGCCAACCCAGGCAAGACCCCGAUCAGCCUUCUGCAGGAGUAUGGGACCAGAAUAGGGAAGACGCCUGUGUACGACCUUCUCAAAGCCGAGGGCCAAGCCCACCAGCCUAAUUUCACCUUCCGGGUCACCGUUGGCGACACCAGCUGCACUGGUCAGGGCCCCAGCAAGAAGGCAGCCAAGCACAAGGCAGCUGAGGUGGCCCUCAAACACCUCAAAGGGGGGAGCAUGCUGGAGCCGGCCCUGGAGGACAGCAGUUCUUUUUCUCCCCUAGACUCUUCACUGCCUGAGGACAUUCCGGUUUUUACUGCUGCAGCAGCUGCUACCCCAGUUCCAUCUGUUGUCCUAACCAGGAGCCCCCCCAUGGAACUGCAGCCCCCUGUCUCCCCUCAGCAGUCUGAGUGCAACCCCGUUGGUGCUCUGCAGGAGCUGGUGGUGCAGAAAGGCUGGCGGUUGCCGGAGUACACAGUGACCCAGGAGUCCGGGCCAGCCCACCGCAAAGAAUUCACCAUGACCUGUCGAGUGGAGCGUUUCAUUGAGAUUGGGAGUGGCACUUCCAAAAAAUUGGCAAAGCGGAAUGCGGCGGCCAAAAUGCUGCUUCGAGUGCACACGGUGCCUCUGGAUGCCCGGGAUGGCAAUGAGGUGGAGCCUGAUGAUGACCACUUCUCCAUUGGUGUGGGCUCUCGCCUGGAUGGUCUUCGAAACCGGGGCCCAGGUUGCACCUGGGAUUCUCUGCGAAAUUCAGUAGGAGAGAAGAUCCUGUCCCUCCGCAGUUGCUCCCUGGGCUCCCUGGGUGCCCUAGGCCCUGCCUGCUGCCGUGUCCUCAGUGAGCUCUCUGAGGAGCAGGCCUUUCACGUCAGCUACCUGGAUAUUGAGGAGCUGAGCCUGAGUGGACUCUGCCAGUGCCUGGUGGAACUGUCCACCCAGCCGGCCACUGUGUGUCAUGGCUCUGCAACCACCAGGGAGGCAGCCCGUGGUGAGGCUGCCCGCCGUGCCCUGCAGUACCUCAAGAUCAUGGCAGGCAGCAAGUGAAGCCCCAGCUGGACUCAUGGAUAUGCACCCUUUGCUCCCUGCUCUUUCUGCCUCUGGGCUCAUGUAUCUGCGCAGCUCUGGUACCCUCUGUGGGUGCCAUCUCUACCUCUGACACAGACUGCCUGCCUUGAAGCUGAGAAGGCACAGGGCAAGGAGCCAAGGACCACAGAGCCUCAGCCAGCCCAGGAUCUGUCCUCAUUUUAUUGGUGAUGAUGAAUGGGAAUGAAAUCAGGGGGCUGUCUACUAGAGCCUGGAAUAAAUAUGCUGCUUUGUGGAUUUUUAA
Molecule: messenger RNA, 2588 nt
Organism: Symphalangus syndactylus (siamang)
Lineage: Eukaryota; Metazoa; Chordata; Mammalia; Primates; Hylobatidae
Gene: TARBP2
Product: TARBP2 subunit of RISC loading complex
Biological process (GO): regulation of miRNA processing; siRNA processing; regulation of viral transcription
Cellular component (GO): RISC complex; cytoplasm; nucleus
Molecular function (GO): siRNA binding; pre-miRNA binding; double-stranded RNA binding
Source: RefSeq, a predicted model, not a curated record